Cyclocybe aegerita is the source of this 321-nucleotide messenger RNA. The record is from the annotation of a GenBank genome assembly. NCBI's taxonomy places the organism in Eukaryota, Fungi, Basidiomycota, Agaricomycetes, Agaricales, Hemipholiotaceae.
UGCUCGCUGACUUCAAGAGAACUGCACCACCCAAUAUUGAUAGUGAAGAAUACAUGAGCCUCUUGGGUGACCAUGUCAUCAGAAUCCUCUCGGAGCUUGACGCAAAGUGCAACGAGAUCUGGUAUUCACCUACAACGAGCACCAAACAAGCAUAUUCUAAAGGCGCACGCACUGGGGAGAAGACGGUGGUCGCGCUCGUUAAAUGCACGCGUCGUGAAGACAAGUUCCUCCCUCCGCCCAACAAAGUGGAGGAGUUGAAGAAGGCGUUCGCUGCGCAAGGGUUCAGCGAGGAACCGGGUUGGUUCAUAGCUAUGGACUGAA